AUGGGUCGCACUUACGAAAGAAAAACAGAAAGGAAAUUGGUAACUUCACAGCAGCUUAAAGAGGCUAAGAACCUAAUGGCUAAGGGAUUAAGCAUGAGAAAAGCAGCAAAGACAGUGGGUUUACCCGAAAGUACCCUGAGAACCAGAAUUUCAUCAGGCAAAGCAUGUUCUAAUCUUGGUCGAUUUAAAGUUACUUUUAGUGAAGAUCAAGAGCGGGAAAUUGCUCAACACUGUAAAGAUUUGGACAAUCUAUUUUAUGGCAUGACUAUUUCCAAUUUACGUCGUUUAGUAUUUUCAUACGCCGAAGCUAAUAAAAUACAGCAUAGAUUCGACCAAUCUUCAAAAAUGGCUGGUCAUGAUUGGGUAGGUGGGUUCCUUAGCCGCCAUCCUGAAUUGGGCCUGCGUCAGUCUCAACCAACAAGUCUCGCGAGAGCCAUUGGAUUUAAUAAAACACAGGUAAAACGUUUUUUUUCAAAUUUAAAAUCUCUCUAUGAUGAAAAUAAGUUCGAGCCAAGUCAAGUUUAUAAUAUGGAUGAAACUGGCAUGAGUACAGUUCCAAAAAAGACCCCUAAGGUCAUUUCAGUUCGUGGAAAAAAAGUUGUCGGCAAAAUCGUUUCGGCUGAGAGGGGUGUGACAGUCACUGCAGUUUGUUCUAUGAGCGCCACCGGUUAUUUUGUACCACCAGUUUUUAUUUUCCCAAGAAAAAAGGUAAAGCCGGAGUUUUUGGAUGAUGGUCCAAACGGAUGUAAAGGUUUUGCAUCUGAUUCGGGAUUUAUAAAUUCUGAUAUCUUCUUAAGCUGGCUAGAACACUUUGUAAACCACGUUCGUCCAGAGAAAGAAAGGCCGGUCUUACUAAUAAUGGAUAACCAUUCUUCCCACAUUAGUUUGGAGGUUUCUCUUUAUAGCAGAAAACACCAUAUUUCUAUUCUUACAUUGGCUCCUCACACCAGUCAUAAAAUACAACCUUUAGACAGGAGUUUCUUUGGACCUCUGAAAACAAAGUACUCGAUUGAAUGCGACACAUGGAUGAACCAGCACCCUGGAAGAGGCAUAAAUAUUGCUCAAGUUGUCAAACUUUUUAACGGAGCCUUCCAAAAGGUCGCAACGGUUGGAAAUGCUUCGUCAGGAUUUGCAGUAUCGGGUAUCUAUCCGUUUAACGAACAUCUUUUUGAUGAUGGAGAUUUUGCCCCUGCUUCGGUAACGGACCGUUUCAAUAAAGAUGACGAAGAACAUCAAAUGGAACUAGAAGACGAUGAAGGAGUAGCAGUUGCAAUCGACAAAAUUGUAUCGACAUCUGCAGAAAAUUCAACCCCAUCGCAAACAGUCUCAUCCGAAAUAGCUCCAUCGCAAACAACUCCUUCGCCAACUGUUAUUUUUACCACACCAGCUGUCACUGUUGCAACUUUAAGCCCACUGCCAAAAGCGAUUCCAACUCAAAAGAAAAAAAGAAAGGGUUUGAAGUCGGAAAUAAUUUCUUCGAGUCCUUUCAAAAAUGAUUUGGAAGCUAAACAAACCGAACAGGAAAAAAGUAACAACAAGAAAAAAAACUACCCCAAGUCGGUGAAAAAGAUGCCAGCCAGACCAUUUUCUCCAGACCCAAACAUUCCGGGUCCAUCUGGACUUUGCAAGAAACCUCAAUCUCAAUUAAAUGAUUAUUUUUGCGCUCUUUGUGGGGAAAAAUAUAUUGAUCCACCAUCUGAAGAAUGGAUCCAGUGCGUGAAGUGCCAAAUUUGGUGGCACGAACAAUGCACAACCUAUGAAAACGGAGUUUUUUACUGUGAUUUCUGUGAUGAAGAGUAA
Molecule: messenger RNA, 1800 nt
Organism: Eupeodes corollae
Lineage: Eukaryota; Metazoa; Arthropoda; Insecta; Diptera; Syrphidae
Exons: 1
Coding region: 1-1800 (599 amino acids)
Cellular component (GO): nucleus
Molecular function (GO): DNA binding
Source: RefSeq, a predicted model, not a curated record